AUGAAUGAAGAUGAAAGUGUUCAGGACUUUCAUAUGACUGUUUUGGAUAUUGCAAAUGAUCCAGAAUACUUGGGAGAGAAGAUAUCUGAAGAUAAGUUGAUCAGGAAGAUGCUCAGGUCUCUUCCAAGGAAGUUUGACAUGAAAGUUAUUGCUAUCGAAGAAUCUCAUGAUAUAAGCACCAUGAUUGUGGAUGAAUUGGUAGGUUCUCUUAAGACCUUUAAAUUUUCUAUCAAUGAAAGGUAUGAGAAGAAGGAAAAGAAGAGUAUAACUUUUACGUCUAGUACUAAAGACUCAAAGGACUGUGAUGAGUUGAACUUAUAA
Molecule: messenger RNA, 321 nt
Organism: Vicia faba (fava bean)
Lineage: Eukaryota; Viridiplantae; Streptophyta; Magnoliopsida; Fabales; Fabaceae
Source: the annotation of a GenBank genome assembly